Messenger RNA from Lynx canadensis (Canada lynx), 805 nucleotides. Its product is annotated as nucleoside diphosphate kinase A. NCBI's taxonomy places the organism in Eukaryota, Metazoa, Chordata, Mammalia, Carnivora, Felidae. The record is from RefSeq and is a predicted model, not a curated record. The transcript is spliced from 5 exons. The coding region runs from base 153 to 611 and encodes 152 amino acids. Gene Ontology annotation, molecular function: nucleoside diphosphate kinase activity. Gene Ontology annotation, biological process: CTP biosynthetic process; UTP biosynthetic process; GTP biosynthetic process.
UGUCAGCGCAGGUCCCACGCCACGUGGACUCGCCUUUGUCCGAGGCUACCUUUCCGAACAUCGGGCCGCGACGACUGGGAUUGUGCCUUAUUUGUCUGUGUCGCGUGCAGUGCUGGGCACGGAGUUGGGGAUCACUGUCUAUCCUCAGGACCAUGGCCAACAGCGAACGCACCUUCAUUGCCAUCAAGCCUGAUGGGGUCCAGCGCGGCCUCAUGGGAGAGAUCAUCAAGCGUUUUGAGCAAAAGGGAUUCCGCCUCGUUGCUAUGAAAUUAAUUCAGGCUUCCGAAGACCUUCUCAAGGAACACUACAUUGACCUGAAGGACCGUCCAUUCUUUGCCGGCCUGGUGAAGUACAUGCAGUCAGGGCCUGUGGUUGCCAUGGUCUGGGAGGGGCUGAAUGUGGUGAAGACAGGCCGGGUGAUGCUGGGAGAGACCAACCCUGCGGACUCCAAGCCCGGGACCAUCCGUGGAGACUUUUGCAUCCAAGUUGGCAGGAACAUCAUCCAUGGCAGUGAUUCCGUGGAAAGUGCGGAGAAGGAGAUUGGCUUGUGGUUUCAGCCUGAAGAGCUGGUGGAUUACAAGAGCUGUGCUCAGAACUGGAUCUACGAGUGACGAGACAGCAGACCUCAAUGCUUUGCCCGUUCCAGCCCCUCUCCCCUCCCGUGAGCAGGGGGCCAGCCUCUAGCAAAUCCGGUUAUUUUUGAGAACUUCCUUGUAAUGCGGAGGGGAACUCCUGGAGCUGGGAGUGCUCCCUGAACAGUAUUAUGUACCACCAUCAGAUUAAAAUAUCUCAUCCCAGUAUAGGA